AUGGCCUGCGAAGAUUGCGCGGGACCGCGAGUUUAUUAUUUCGGUAAGGGAAAAGGGAAUGUAGGGCACGGUAUACAGCACGCGGAGAGCGGUGUUACGGCGCGUCGCGUCGCGUCGCGCCGCGCAGUCUCUCGACUCCGAUUGGCCGGCGAGAAAUCCGCGCCAACGAACGGAGACCAGUUGAGCGCGAGACACCGAGUAGGACGGUCGUACGUACCGGGCGCAGCGCGGUUGACUCUUAUCACGGCGCGAGAGAGCGUAGUACGAGAGCGGCGUGAGUACGAGAGGCGCGGUGGAUCCACAUUCCGUAUACAUGUCCGACCGGGACCGCUGCGAAAUGACGACGAGGUGGUGAACGGCCUCCCCCUCCUCUCCCCCUUCUCGGCCCAAGUUCUUCGUCUCUACGUUUCGUGGGAUUUUACUCCGACUGCCCGGAACUGCGGGAGGAUUCGGACGCGCGACGGGAAAAGUGACAUCGCCGGCACGAUCGGUGAUGCCUCUUCCCCGUACCAACUUCUUGGCCAUUUCGUCGAUACAUUCGAGCAAUUCUUUGAUGUUAAUAAUGUCCAUGUAAAAACAAUCAUUCCAUCGUUUGCUAUUUACCCGCGAGCUGACGGUCCAUUAACGCAUUUGUCUCGUCUGGCGCAUAACUCCAUCGUACAUUUAUCGCCCAAUCAGUCGGUGAAAGCGCAUCGGACUGAAAUCGAUCUGACGCGUAAUACUGCCAGCGCCAUUCGAAGUAAAUGGUUGUCGACACACCGCGAGGUAUCGGUAGAAAAUCGUUUCGCGGCACCAGUCACGUACCCGUUUGGGUACGGUAGAGCCUCGGCCAAAGACCAGCAUCAAGAUAAAGUCAGUGGGAGCUCUACCCAAGGAUGCGCAGGAACGGGUGGUGCCGUUAGUGGUGGAUAACGACUCGUUGGAGGGACCAGCGAGCGGCGA
Messenger RNA from Solenopsis invicta (red fire ant), 942 nucleotides. RefSeq lists its product as uncharacterized. The transcript has 3 exons. NCBI's taxonomy places the organism in Eukaryota, Metazoa, Arthropoda, Insecta, Hymenoptera, Formicidae. The record is from RefSeq and is a predicted model, not a curated record. The coding region runs from base 1 to 912 and encodes 303 amino acids.